This is a messenger RNA of Tyto alba (common barn owl), 3591 nucleotides long. It is a transcript of the gene BCLAF1, whose product is annotated as BCL2 associated transcription factor 1. Bases 462 to 3224 code for a protein of 920 amino acids. Gene Ontology annotation, biological process: positive regulation of transcription by RNA polymerase II. Gene Ontology annotation, cellular component: mediator complex. Lineage: Eukaryota; Metazoa; Chordata; Aves; Strigiformes; Tytonidae. The transcript is spliced from 14 exons. Gene Ontology annotation, molecular function: transcription coregulator activity; DNA binding. The record is from RefSeq and is a predicted model, not a curated record.
UGGCGCUGGGGCGGCGAGCGGUGCCGGCGCUUCCCCGCCCAGGGGGGAAGUGACGCGCCGGCGGCGGCAGCAGCAGGCGGCCGCCCCCCCCCCCCCCCCCCCCCCCGCGCUGUAUGGUGGGUUUUUUUCUUUUUCCCUUUGGGCCACACGUCUCGUCCUCCGGCGGGACGGGAAAUGGCCGCCGAGCCGCGAUAAGGGAGCGAGGCCCCCGGGAGUUCCGCCCUCCAGACAAGAUCUGAAAUGGUCCGAUACACUACUGUGCUCCUUCAGAGACUCAUGCUUGCUGCUGAUGAGAAGUAAAAACUUAAUCUUAUUAAAGCAUAUAUUUUGUAGAAAUUGGAAAUAUCUUGGUCACUACUAGUGAAUGGGAUCAGUAUUGCUGAAAGCACAAAUAGAGAGUUUUGAAAUAAUUGCUUCAUUGGCACCAACUAACAGUUUGAGGAGUGUUUCUACUGGGAAAAAUGGGUCGAUCUAACUCUAGAUCACAUUCUUCAAGAUCAAAGUCCAGAUCUCAGUCCAGCUCUAGGUCAAGAUCCAGAUCACAUUCUAGAAAAAAGAGAUACAGUUCUAGGUCUCGGUCAAGGACAUAUUCACGAUCUCGCAGCAGGGAUCGUGUUUAUUCUAGAGAUUAUCGCAGAGAUUACAGAAAUAAUAGAGGAAUGAGACGUCCCUAUGGUUACAGAGGAAGAGGUAGAGGGUAUUAUCAAGGAGGAGGUGGUAGAUACCAUCGUGGAGGUUAUAGGCCUGUCUGGAACCGAAGACACUCCCGAAGCCCUAGGCGUGGUCGCUCACGUUCCAGAAGUCCAAAACGAAGGUCUGUGUCUUCCCAGAGGUCCCGGAGCAGAUCUCGUCGAUCUUACAGAUCUUCCAGGUCCCCAAGGUCCUCUUCAUCUCGUUCUUCAUCCCCAUACAGCAAAUCACCUGUCUCUUCCAAAAGACGUGCGUCUCUGGAAAAGCAGGCAAAGAAAACUGAAGGGGCUCCUUUGCAAGAUAGUCCCUUGAAAAAUAAAUCACAAGAUGAACAGAAAGAUACAUUUGAACAUGACCCAUCAGAGUCUCUUGACGAUUUUAACAAAUCAUCAGCAGCUUCUGGCGACAUUUGGCCUGGCCUUUCAGCGUAUGAUAACAGUCCAAGGUCACCCCAUAGUCCUUCUAUUGCCACCCCACCUAGUCAGAGUUCAUCUUGCUCUGAUGCCCCUUUGCUUAGCACAGCCCACUCAGCAAAGGACACACCUCAACAUUCCCAUUCCAUUCAGCAUAGUCCUGAGAGGUCUGGCUCUGGUUCUCUUGGAAAUGGUUCUAGCCGUUAUAGUCCUUCUCAGAAUAGCCCAUUGCAUCAUAUCCCUUCGAGGAGAAGCCCUGCAAAGACAAUCCCAUCACAGAGCGCUCCCCGUGAGGAGACUCGAGUGCGGUCAUUUUAUCCUGAGGGUGGCGAACAGGAAACUGCAAAAGGUGGAAAGUUUAUGAAAAGGUACACAGAUGAAGAGUCUAGAGUAUACCUGCUUGAUAGGGGUAAUACCAGGGAGAAGGAGGCCCAGAAGGAGAGAGGAUCAGAAAAAGGGAGGACGGAGGGAGAAAGGGAAUGGGAGGAACAGGAAACUUUAGAUUUUUUCGUUGAUAAAGAGACUGGGAAAGAAAAGUUUAAUGACUCUGAAGGGGAGGACACAGAGGAGACAGAGGAUUACAGACAGUUCAGAAAGUCUGUCCUGGCAGAUCAGGGUAAAAAUUUUCCUACUGCAUCUCACCGGAAUGCUGAGGAGGAAGGAGCCAAAUACAAAUCUAAAAUAUCAAUCAAGGGCAAUAGAGAGAGCGAUGGAUUUAGAGAUGAGAAAAGUUAUAAGCUUAAAGAGACUGGCUAUGUAGUGGAAAGGCCUAGUGCAACAAAAGAUAAGCACAAGGAAGAAGACAAGAGUUCUGAGAGACUAAUGAUGAAGAAAGAAACUCAGUCACCUGAGCAGGUAAAGUCUGAAAAGCUCAAAGAACUCUUUGAUUACAGUCCCCCUCUACACAAGAAUCUGGAUGCGAGAGAAAAAUCUACCUUCAGAGAGGAGAGCCCACUUAGGAUCAAAAUGAUAGCCAGUGACUCCCAUCGUCCUGAAGUUAAACUCAAAAUGGCACCAGUACCUCUUGAUGAUUCCAAUAGACCUGCUUCCUUGACUAAAGACAGGCUGCUUGCUAGCACACUUGUCCAUUCCGUCAAGAAGGAGCAAGAGUUCCGAUCCAUCUUUGACCACAUUAAGUUGCCACAGGCCAGCAAAAGCACGUCAGAGUCAUUUAUUCAGCACAUUGUGUCGUUGGUUCAUCAUGUCAAAGAGCAAUACUUCAAGUCAGCUGGAAUGACCCUAAAUGAGAGGUUCACUGCAUAUCAAAAAUCUACUGAAGAACACUGCACCCGGCAAAAGAGCCCAGAAAUACAUAGGAGGAUUGACAUCUCUCCAAGUACCCUGAGGAAGCAUACCCGUUUAGCAGGUGAAGAGAGGGUCUUUAAAGAAGAAAGUCAAAAAGGAGAUAAAAAAUUAAGGUGCGAUUCUGCUGAUCUUCGGCAUGACAUUGACCGACGUAGAAAAGAGCGAAGUAAAGAGCGAGGAGACUCAAAGGGUUCCAGGGAAUCCAGUGGGUCAAGAAAGCGGGAGAAAACUCCAAAAGAUUACAAGGAUUACAAAUCUUACAAAGAUGACAGUAAACAAAAAAGAGAUCAAGACCGUGCUCGGUCCUCCCCAUCUUCCUCCCCAUCUUCUUCCUCAUCCAGUUCUCGAGAAGAAAAGGAUUGCAAGAAAGAGAGAGAUGAAGAGUUCAAAACCCACCAUGAACAGAAAGAAUACUCUGGUUUUGCAGGAGUCAGCAGGCCAAGAGGCACCUUUUUUCGAAUUAGGGGCAGAGGAAGAGCCAGAGGAGUCUUUGCUGGAACAAAUACUGGUCCCAGCAACUCAAAUACUACUUUUCAGAAGAGACCGAAGGAAGAGGAAUGGGAUCCUGAAUAUACCCCAAAAAGCAAGAAAUACUUCUUGCAUGAUGACAGAGAUGAUGGUGUGGACUAUUGGGCCAAAAGGGGAAGAGGCCGUGGUACUUUCCAGCGUGGCAGAGGGCGUUUUAACUUCAAAAAGUCAGGUAGCAGUCCGAAGUGGACACAUGACAAAUACCAAGGGGAUGGAAUUGUGGAAGAUGAAGAAGAAACGAUUGAGAAUAAUGAAGAAAAGGACAGACGCAAAGAGGAAAAGGAGUAACCCUGGAAGAAAGUUGUAGCUGAAAGAGCAGCUCUUGCACCACCCACCCAACAUUUUUAAUAUGUUUUUUUGUUGUCAAAUGAAUGUAAGCAUUUUACUUAAAUUUUACUGUUGGAAAGUAGUUUAGAGGGAUUGUUUUUGUUUUAAGCCUUUAGAAAAAAAAUCUUGAUAUAGUAAACUAUGUUAAUGAUCGUACAGGUAGAAAGUAAAAUAUUUGUAACAACUUUUAAGAAAUUUUACUGUUUGUUAUAUGCAGUGUAAUUCUGCUUUGUCCAAAUAUAUGGUCAAGUACAACUCUAAAAGUUUUGAUUCUCCCCUAUGUCUGUGUUUUAUUCUGAAGUAAACUUACAGUUCUGCACACCUGAAA